Pelodiscus sinensis (Chinese soft-shelled turtle) is the source of this 963-nucleotide messenger RNA. RefSeq names its product olfactory receptor 52B2-like. Gene Ontology annotation, molecular function: olfactory receptor activity; G protein-coupled receptor activity. The record is from RefSeq and is a predicted model, not a curated record. Gene Ontology annotation, cellular component: plasma membrane. Lineage: Eukaryota; Metazoa; Chordata; Testudines; Trionychidae. Gene Ontology annotation, biological process: G protein-coupled receptor signaling pathway.
AUGUCAGCCGACAAUCACACCUUUUUCGUGCCUCUCACCUUCAUCCUAACUGGCAUCCCUGGUACGGAGGAGUCUCACUUCUGGCUCGCCAUCCCCUUCUGUCUGAUGUACGUUACUGCUCUUUUGGGGAACUCUCUCCUCCUCUUCAUCAUAGUGACAGAGCGAAGCCUCCAUGAGCCCAUGUACCUUUUCCUCUCCAUGCUGGCCGCUGUAGAUCUGCUGUUGUCAACUACCAUAGUGCCCAAGAUGCUGGCCGUGUUCUGGUUCGGUGCAGGGGAAAUUUCUUUUGCUGCCUGCCUCACCCAGAUGUUCUUCAUCCAUGUCAGUUUUAUCGCCGAGUCGGGCAUCCUGCUGGCCAUGGCGUUUGAUCGGUACGUUGCCAUCUGCAACCCCCUGAGAUACACCACCCUGCUCUCCAAGCCUGUGAUCGGGAAGAUCGGGCUGGCGGUUCUCACAAGGAGUUUCUGUCUCGUUUUCCCUUUCAUAUUUCUUGUGAUGCGGCUGAGGUUUUGCAGAACCAACCUCCUGCCACAAACCUAUUGUCAGCAAAUGACCAUCGCUCGGCUGGCCUGCGACAACGUCACAGUCAACUUCUGGUACGGCGUCGCUGUGGCUUUUUUAGUAAUCGGCUUGGACGCUGUGCUCAUCGCUGUAUCUUAUGUGGUGAUCCUCCGGGCCGUCUUCCGGCUGCCAUCGAAGGACGCCCAGCUGAAAGCUCUGCGUACCUGCGGCUCCCACGUCUGUGUCAUACUGUUGUUCUACAUACCAUCCUUUUUCUCCCCUUCCGCAUACCAAUAUGGGCAUGCCAUCCCUGGUUAUAUUCUCAACCUACUGGCCAAUCUCCAUGUGCUGCUUCCGCCCAUGUUAAACCCCAUCAUUUAUGGGGUGUCAACAAAAGAGAUCCUGAAAUGUUUGAUCAAAGUAUUCUUUCGGAGCUAUGGAAGAAGCUUCCCGUUGAGCUGA